Molecule: messenger RNA, 793 nt
Organism: Cyclopterus lumpus (lumpfish)
Lineage: Eukaryota; Metazoa; Chordata; Actinopteri; Perciformes; Cyclopteridae
Product: apolipoprotein D-like
Exons: 5
Coding region: 29-586 (185 amino acids)
Biological process (GO): tissue regeneration; lipid transport; brain development
Molecular function (GO): lipid binding
Source: RefSeq, a predicted model, not a curated record
UUCAGCCCUCACACACCUGAGGAGAAACAUGUCUGCCUCCUCCUCCUCCUCCCUCCUCCUCCUCCUGCUGCUCCCUCUGGUGGUGGCCCAGACUUAUUAUUGGGGUCCCUGUCCGACCCCCCAGGUGCAGCCCAACUUCACCCUCCUACAGUACCAGGGCCGGUGGUACGAGAUCGAGAAGCUCCCCGCGUCCUUCGAGAAGGGGAAGUGCAUCGAGGCCAACUACGCCUUGAGGACCGACGGCACCAUCCAGGUCCUGAACUCCCAGUUCUAUAAAGACAAGGUCACCACGGCUGAAGGAACCGCAGUGAUUCGAGACCCGAGGGAACCGGCCAGACUCGGAGUCAGCUUCUCGUAUUUCUCGCCCUACAGCCCGUACCUGGUCCUGAGCACCGACUACAGCAGCCUGUCCGUCGUGUACUCCUGCACCAACAUCCUCAACAUCUUUCACUUCGAGUUCGCCUGGAUCCUCAGCCGGUCCCGCUUCCCGUCCCCGGAGAGUGUGGCUUACGCCAAGAAGCUGCUGCGGGACGAGGGCAUCAACCUGUACGGCAUGAAGGCCACGGAUCAGAUGGGCUGCAACUAGCACGGCCAACGAAUCCCAGUACGGCUUCCUGUGAUCUACGUCCUUCACCCAGCAUCCCCCUGCAGGCCUCAUGUUGCAACUGUUCCUCACUAGUAUAUAUAGUAUACAACUAGUUCCAUCUGCUGUGUUCAAAGUUGUUAAAAAGAUUUAAAAAGCAUAUUUAGAUCAGAUUAAAUAGAUCCUGUAACUGCUCCGUGCUUUAAUGAG